Molecule: messenger RNA, 1519 nt
Organism: Paramecium sonneborni
Lineage: Eukaryota; Ciliophora; Oligohymenophorea; Peniculida; Parameciidae
Source: the annotation of a GenBank genome assembly
AUGGAUGAAUCUAAACUAGAAGAUAUCUAAUAAAUGAGUAUUGGAUCAUUGGCAGGUGUUUUGAGUGAUUUAAACUAAAAUGAUCUUCCUGUUUUAAAAGAUCUAAAUCUCAAAGAAUUAGAGACUCUUAUAGGUGAAUUUAGAAAUACUAAGAUGAGAUUAUAUUAAGUAUUUAUAUUUUGUUAAAAAAUUAGAUUUAGAAGUAUAAGUUUAAUUUUAAUUAACCAACUUUAUCAGUUUUAGUGGAUAUCAUUAAUAAAAAAUUAAGAUUAGCUUUAGAAAUAAUUGACAAAUAAAAUUAUAUUAAUCAAUAAUUCUUAUUAGAUUAUCAUAAAUAUGAAAAAAAUAUGAUAAAUUUAAUUCAGGAUGCUCCAAAAUAAACAAAUGAUGUUAUUGAAGAAUUAGAAGACAAAGUAAUUGACUGGUAUAAAUCAAUUACAACAAAAUUUAAUGAAAUAACAAGUCUUAGAAUUUUUAACACAAAUGAAUUAAAUGUAAUAUAUAAUGAAGAUUUUUAUGCUAAAUUUCAAAAUCAAGAAAACUUAACUUUUUUAUAAAAAGGAUUAUUUAAGAAUUGUGCUUAAACUGCUUUAGAAGAAUUCAAGAAUAUGUUGAAUACAUUUAAUAUUUAACAUACAGAAGAAUUAUAAGAAAUUUUGAGUAAUUUAUAGAUAUUGGAUUAAUUUUAUAAGACAUAACCUUUAAUUGAUGAUAUGAUUGAUUUUCUCUCUUCAAAACUUAUGUUUGACAUAACAUAAGUGAUAAAAAACAGUUUAAUUAAUAUUGAUAAGAUUACAAAUUAUUUGAAUAAAUAAAAUUAUAGAUUUUUAGUAAGACAAUAAAAUACAGAAUUUAGAUAAUAUGAAUCAAAAGAGUAAUAAACAUUAUUUUUAAAUAUGUUUUAAUAAAUAAAAUAUUUUAAAUAUCCUAAAACAAUUUAAGAACAUUAAGUUUUAGAUGAAUAAUUUAAUGACCUAAAUAAAUAACUUCAUGUGAUAAUAUAAAAGAAUAUUGAAAUGAGUGAUUAUCCAAAAGCAAUUUAGAGGAAUUUAAAAAAAUUGUAUGAAUAUUUUUUCAAAGGGAAUAGAAAGUUUAUAAAAUUAAAAAUUAGAUAUAUAAAAAUCGCACAAUAAUUUGAAGAUACAUUAGAUAAAUAAGAAUUACUAAAUUAAAAUGUGUUGGCUGAAUUAUAAACAUUAUAAGCAAAGUCAAAUACUUUAAAUUGUUUUAUGACUGGAUUAUUUGAAAUGGGAGAGUUUUGUUUAAGUUGUUAUGAUUUGGAUGAGGAAGUUCAUAAUUUUUUAUUUUAAGUCUAAUUAUUAAUACAUCAUUAUAGUGAGACAUUAAGAGUAAUUGGAGCAUCGAAAUAAGCCAAUCUUGGUUAGAGACCAAGAAUAAGAAAAAUCUUUGAACCAUAUCCAGAAGAAGAGAAAGCAAUCUUGGGUAAAAAAUAUUAAUUACUUUAAUUAAAAUAGACAGGAAGCUCAAAAUAAAUAAAUUGAUUUAUAAAUAUAUAUUU